UUGCGGUUUUUCAAACAACCCCUUCUUCACGUUACCUACGUUUUCAUUCAAAACCACAGUACGACAUCGAAAAAAACAAAAAGUCAUAAUAUAUAUCAACAAAAGGGAACGAUAUUUUCAGCAAAGUUUUGCUCUCCACGUUUAUUGAAUCAAGGUCUUUUCUAAUGCUAGGUGUUGAAUUUGGUUAACCAGUCUUGGAGGUUUAUCUGCUAUUAUUAAAAGUGUUGGGAUACAAGUACCAAGCAGAAGUUUGCCAAGGCAGCUGCUUUUAGCUGAUGCCAUCAUCAUAGUAUGGACUUGAAUCAAUUUUUAAAUUUUAACGUUAUUAGUUCGGAAGGAUUCCCUUGCACAUCGUCUUGUACUCCUAUUUCACCAAUAUCCAACCAGUUGCUUGGAUCCUUGAAACUUGACAUAGGAAACUCACCUAACUCGGCCCUUUCUAGUCAUUUUGAUUCUGAUACUCUUUCUUCUGCAUUAAGUGACAGUCAGGAAUUGCACACCUCUGGGGAAAUUCACUCUGGUGUCAACUCUUGCAAGUCUUUGCAGGAAAGCAAUCAUUAUUUGCACAGGCCAGUCUCAUUUGUAGACCAUCUCCAAGACGGUUUACAUCUAUCUACUAGGAGCUUUCUUCCACAGGAUGCAAGUUAUGACCAUGAAACUAGACAUGCAUUGCUGGAAUUAGAAACAGCUUUGAUGGCACCUGAUGGUGAAGAUCAAAUCACCACAUCAAGCACUUCUUUGGGUGUUGGCAGUAGACCAACAACAUCUUGCCAAAGAAAUAGGUCCUGGAGCUCUGAGGGCCAGUCAAGUGAUGUUGCACAUGUAGAGAAGCACCACAAAUCAGUGGAGGAAGAAUCGCUGCAAGGAUUUCCAUCAUGCAAUUUGAAACAAUUGCUGAUUGUAUGUGCCAAAGCCUUGUCUGAAAACAACAUGCAACAUUUUGAUCAAUUGAUAGAAAAAGCUAGAAGUGCUGUGUCUAUAACUGGGGAGCCAAUCCAGCGCCUUGGUGCUUAUUUGGUAGAAGGGCUUGUUGCAAGGAAGGAGGCAUCAGGAAAUAACAUCUACCAUGCCCUAAGAUGCAGAGAGCCUGAGGGAAAAGAUUUACUCUCUUACAUGCAGCUACUGUAUGAAAUCUGUCCCUACUUAAAAUUUGGUUACAUGGCUGCCAAUGGCGCUAUUGCUGAAGCAUGUAGGAAUGAGGACCAAAUUCAUAUCAUAGACUUUCAGAUUGGUCAGGGAACUCAAUGGGUGACACUUCUUCAAGCUCUUGCAGCAAGACCUGGUGGAGCUCCCCAUGUGCGGAUCACAGGGAUUGACGAUCCCCUUUCUAAAUAUGUUCGUGGUGAUGGACUGGAAGCUGUUGGGAAAAGGUUGGCUGCGAUAUCUCAGACAUUUAACAUCCGAGUUGAGUUCCACGGCGUGCCUGUUUUAGCUCCAGAUGUGACAAAAGACGUGCUUGAUGUUAGGCCUGGUGAGGCUUUGGCUGUGAACUUCCCUUUGCAACUCCAUCAUACAGCUGAUGAAAGUGUUGAUAUGAGUAAUCCAAGGGAUGGACUUUUGAGAUUGGUGAAAUCACUUUCUCCCAAGGUAACUACAUUGGUUGAGCAAGAGUCAAACACAAAUACCACUCCUUUCUUCAACAGGUUUAUAGAAACCUUGGAUUACUACUUGGCAAUGUUUGAGUCCAUUGAUGUGUCUCUUCCGAGAAAGAGCAAGGUGCAGAUUAAUAUGGAGCAACAUUGUUUGGCUCGGGAUAUUGUCAACAUUAUUGCUUGUGAAGGGAAGGAAAGGGUAGAGAGACAUGAGCUGUUAGGCAAGUGGAAGUCUAGGUUAACAAUGGCUGGCUUUCGUCAAUAUCCUUUGAGUUCUUAUAUGAAUUCUGUCAUAAGAAGCCUGCUGAGGUGCUAUUCAAAACAUUAUAAUCUUGUGGAGAAGGAUGGGGCCAUGCUACUGGGAUGGAAGGACAGAAAUUUGAUUUCAACUUCAGCUUGGUAUUGAUUACAUGCAGAUAGGAAAUAAUGCAGUGGUAGAAAUAUGUUGCCGACUGAGGUUUAUGUUGAUUUCUAGGGCCUUGUGUUCCUUACCAUUGUUCUAAAGGUCAUUAUUUGAUAAAUUAGUCUAUUGAGUUUCAUGUCAUAGUGAUGCAGAUAACUGCAUACCAAUUCUUUUAUAAACUAUUUAGGUAUGUACAGUGUUUUGAUCUACAAAUAUUGUACUUGUACCUGAAACUUAUCCUUGGUAUCCAAUAUAAAUUAAAUGAAUUCACAGUAAGGUUAUUGACA
Messenger RNA from Glycine soja, 2282 nucleotides. Its product is annotated as scarecrow-like protein 21. The coding region runs from base 292 to 1998 and encodes 568 amino acids. Lineage: Eukaryota; Viridiplantae; Streptophyta; Magnoliopsida; Fabales; Fabaceae. Gene Ontology annotation, cellular component: nucleus. Gene Ontology annotation, molecular function: DNA-binding transcription factor activity; sequence-specific DNA binding. The record is from RefSeq and is a predicted model, not a curated record. The transcript has 2 exons. Gene Ontology annotation, biological process: regulation of DNA-templated transcription.